AUGGACGACAUUGAAUGCAAGAGCUGCAUGCAGAGCGACGAUCAUGAGGAGGAAAAAGUAGCAACCAUGGUGGAUGAUCAUGUAGUAGAUCGGGAUCAGGAUCAGGAUCAGGCCGUUCUGGGAGACCCCGACGAGAUCAUGCUCGAUGUCUACGGCGACGAUCUAAUCUUCUCCGAGGACGCCUUCUCUGCUAUGCCUUGCUUCCCGUGCAUUUCCUCCCCCUCUCCUUCCUCCGGCGCCGGUUCCACCACCCUGCAUGCAGCCGCCGCCGCCUCCUCCUCCUCCUCCCCCUCUUCCUCCGCCGACUCGUGGGCCUUCUUGCAGGUCGCCGAUGGCGUAGGCGUCGGCUUGGACGACGUGGGCCAUCCGCAGCCCGAGGAAGCCGCCGUGGCGACUUCAUCCUCGGUGGUCGAACACGAACGAUCCGGCGGAGGCGACGACUUCCACAUAGACGAGGAGGACAUAGAUCUCUUCGACCUGUCCAUCGACGUGGACGACCCCUUGUGGGAUCCCUCCUCUCUUCUCCCAGCCGACGGGGCGGAGGCGACGCGUGGACGAGAUGAAGGAGGAGUACUGUUGCCGGAGCAGCAGGAACAGGGUAGCUGUAAUAAUAACUCAGAGCAAGAGCCGGCGAGGAUAUUCUUUGACUGGUUGAAGAACAACAGGGACGCCAUCUCGCCGGAGGACCUCCGCAGCAUAAAGCUCAAGCGCUCCACCAUUGAGUGCGCCGCCAAGCGGCUCGGCCGGACUCAGCAGGGCCGCACCCAGCUUCUCCGCCUCAUACUCACUUGGGUGCAGAACAACCACCUCCAACGCAAGCGCCCCAUCGUUUAUAACCCCCACCCUAACCAGCAGAUCGACGGCGGCGGCGCUUACGGCGGCGCCUCAUGGAUUCCGGGAGCCGCGAAUCCGCAGCGGGCCUUUCUCGCCGCCGUUGGUGACGGCGACGAGAUGUCGUAUCCUAGUGCGUAUCGCCAUUGCUCCACUGCUCCCAACGGCAGCGUAGUGGUGAACAGCCAGCCGUUUUCUCCAGCCAUCGAUUUCCUCGACGUCACCGCCGCCGGGCCAUGGCCAGCAUUGCCGCCUCAGUUUGCAUCGUUCCCAUCCGUGGUUCCUCCGCAGUAUUCCGGUGGAUUCGCGAAUCAUUUCCGUCCUAUGUACCACCCGGGCACCGGACAAAGGCUAGGCGGCGUCGGCGUCGGUUCUUCGGCCACCAAGGAAGCGAGGAAAAAAAGGAUGGCGCGACAGCGCCGUUUCUCCCACCGGAACCAUCAUAAUAACCACCAGCAGCUCGUCGGCGGCGGAAACCAAGAAGACACCGGAUCAACUCAUUCUAUAAAUGGAAGGAACUGGACCUUUCACGAAACGCCGCCGCCGGCAGCUCAACUACAGCAGAAAUCCUCUGAUCAGCAUGAUCAGAAGCGUCGGGGAUGGAAGGGCGAGAAGAACUUAAAAUUCCUGUUGCAGAAGGUGUUGAAGCAGAGCGACGUGGGUAGUCUGGGUCGCAUCGUGCUGCCGAAAAAAGAGGCAGAGACUCACCUGCCUGAGCUAGAUGCAAGGGAUGGAAUCUCCAUUCCAAUGGAAGAUAUCGGCACAUCGCAGGUCUGGAACAUGCGAUAUAGAUUCUGGCCAAACAACAAGAGCAGAAUGUAUCUCUUGGAAAAUACAGAGAAUUCAGGAGAUUUUGUGAGGUCGAACGGUUUGCAGGAAGGCGACUUCAUCGUGAUCUACUCGGAUGUCAAGUGCGGCAAAUAUAUGAUUCGAGGAGUGAAGGUUCGACAGCCAGCGGAGCCGCGAUCAUUGAGCAGUAGAAACGCUGCGAAAUUGCGACAAAGAAGGAAUGGGUUGGAGAAGAUGAGUGGAGAAUGUAGCAUCCAUGAAGAGGCUGAUGAGAAUGAUGAAGAAGAUGCAUGA
This is a messenger RNA of Zingiber officinale, 1914 nucleotides long. Its product is annotated as regulatory protein viviparous-1-like. NCBI's taxonomy places the organism in Eukaryota, Viridiplantae, Streptophyta, Magnoliopsida, Zingiberales, Zingiberaceae. The record is from RefSeq and is a predicted model, not a curated record. The coding region runs from base 1 to 1914 and encodes 637 amino acids. Gene Ontology annotation, molecular function: DNA binding; DNA-binding transcription factor activity. The transcript is spliced from 6 exons.